Messenger RNA from Drosophila arizonae, 1653 nucleotides. RefSeq names its product sterol carrier protein 2. The record is from RefSeq and is a predicted model, not a curated record. Gene Ontology annotation, molecular function: acyltransferase activity, transferring groups other than amino-acyl groups. NCBI's taxonomy places the organism in Eukaryota, Metazoa, Arthropoda, Insecta, Diptera, Drosophilidae.
AUAUGUAGAGCAGUUACUUCUCGGACGCUUACCACAAUAGAAGCACAUCAAAAUGACUAAGACAAGAGUUUACGUUAUCGGCGUUGGCAUGACCAAGUUCGAGAAACCAGGUCGCCGCGCUGAUGUUUGUUAUCCCGACUUUGCCAAAGAGGCAGUUACCAAGGCUCUCCAGGAUGCCAACAUUAAGUACGAGGAGGUGCAACAGGCUGUUGUGGGCUAUGUCUACGGCGACUCCACCUGCGGUCAGCGUGCGGUCUAUGAGGUGGGCAUGACUGGCAUUCCCGUCUACAAUGUGAACAACAACUGCUCCACGGGCUCGAGUGCCCUGUAUCUGGGCAAGCAAAUCAUCGAGUCGGGCAACGCAGACUGUGUYCUSGCUCUGGGAUUUGAGAAAAUGGAGCGUGGCUCGUUGGCGUCAAAGUACUUUGAUCGUGCCAAUCCCAUGGAGCGUCACAUUACCGAAAUGGGAGAGCUAACAGAGAUUGGACCUGGACCAAUGGCUGCGCAGAUCUUUGGAAAUGCUGGCAAGGAGCACAUGAAGAAGUACGGCACCAAGCCGGAACACUUUGGAAAGAUCGCUUGGAAGAAUCAUAAGCACUCGGUUAAUAAUCCAUACUCGCAGUUCCGCGACGAAUACACCCUAGAGCAGAUUAUGAAGUCUCCGCAGGUGGUAGAAGGUGUGCUCACCAAGCUGCAGUGCUGUCCCACUUCUGANAAAAUGGAGCGUGGCUCGUUGGCGUCAAAGUACUUUGAUCGUGCCAAUCCCAUGGAGCGUCACAUUACCGAAAUGGGAGAGCUAACAGAGAUUGGACCUGGACCAAUGGCUGCGCAGAUCUUUGGCAAUGCUGGCAAGGAGCACAUGAAGAAGUACGGUUCCAAGCCGGAACAUUUCGGCAAGAUCGCCUGGAAGAAUCACAAGCACUCGGUUAAUAAUCCAUACUCCCAGUUCCGUGAUGAAUACAGCCUGGAGCAGAUUAUGAAGUCUCCGCAGGUGGUGGAAGGUGUGCUCACCAAGCUGCAGUGCUGUCCCACUUCAGAUGGCUCGGGUGCUGCAAUUCUGGCCUCAGAGCAAUUUGUGCGUCGUCAUGGUCUGGAAAAGCAGGCCGUUGAGAUUGUGGGCAUGGAGAUGGCCAGCGAUCCCGAGUCGACCUUUGCUGACAAGAGCCUCAUGAAGAUUGCCGGCUAUGACAUGACUCGCCUUGCCGCUCAGCGGCUGUUCGCCAAGAGCGGUUUCAAGCCACAGGAUGUGCAGGUCGUGGAGCUGCACGAUUGCUUCUCGGCCAACGAGCUGAUCACCUACGAGGCCUUGGGCCUGUGUGGAGAGGGCAAGGCUGGCGAGUUUAUCGAUAAGGGAGACAACACGUAUGGCGGCAAAUUUGUGAUCAAUCCCAGUGGAGGACUCAUCUCCAAGGGACAUCCCUUGGGCGCCACAGGCUUGGCUCAGUGCGCCGAGCUGUGCUGGCAGCUGCGUGGCUUGGCUGAGAAGCGUCAGGUGCCUAAUGUAAAGUUGGCACUACAACAUAAUCUGGGUCUGGGUGGUGCCGUUGUGGUAACUCUCUAUCGCCUGGGCUUCCCUGGAGCGUCCAAAGCAAAGUUGUAAAUUAUGUACAUAUUUGUUGUCUAUGUAAAUAUAUGAAUUGGUAUUUUUUAUUA